This is a messenger RNA of Nanorana parkeri, 5912 nucleotides long. It is a transcript of the gene F5, whose product is annotated as coagulation factor V. Gene Ontology annotation, molecular function: oxidoreductase activity; copper ion binding. The record is from RefSeq and is a predicted model, not a curated record. The transcript is spliced from 26 exons. Bases 229 to 5910 code for a protein of 1893 amino acids. Lineage: Eukaryota; Metazoa; Chordata; Amphibia; Anura; Dicroglossidae.
GACUCCUCUACAAUGGGAAGCUUUCGUCAGUGCCCUGCAGGUUCCUCUUACAUAAGGGAGUGAAGUUUGCUGUCCUGAGUGGGUGUCUCAUCAUCUCCUGGUCAUGAUGUCAAUGCCUGGGACAAGAGGUCGGCCUUAUUGAUCGCUGUGCAAGCAUCAGCAGCCUGUUUAUACAGAUUUAGGACAGCAGCCUGCAUGCAUUGAACUCAGCAGAAAUUCAAGCAGUGUAUGGCCAGCGUAAGGAUGGAUCAGAGGUGCUGCCACUCCAUGCAAGCGGUCCUGUUACUUGUUGUGGGCACUCUGCUACUCAUCACCCCAACCGUCAGUGGACUUGUCAGGGAAUACUAUGUGGCUGCUAUAACAGUGGAUUGGGAUUACAGCAAUGGACAAGAUUCAAGUUCCGAUAACGUGUUUAAGAAGAUAGUUUACAAGGAGUAUGAAAAAGGCUUUAUUGCAUCAAAACGUUCCUCAAAACUCUCAGGUAUUUUAGGACCAACUCUGCGUGCUGAGGUUGGGGAUACUUUAAAAGUUCACUUUAGGAAUAUGGCUACAAAACCUCUUACUAUUCACCCGCAAGGAAUUACAUACGGGAAACUUUCUGAAGGGGUAAAAUAUGCUGAUGGCACCUCCUUGCUGGAAAAAUUUGAUGAUUCAGUGUUACCAGGCCAAACAUAUACCUAUAGCUGGGACAUCACAGAAAACAUGGGACCAAAAGAAGAUGACCCUGAUUGUCUUACCAAUAUCUACUAUUCUGCAGAGAACAUGGUGCAAGAUGUGAACUCUGGGUUAAUUGGUGCAUUGCUGAUAUGUAAAACAGGAAGUCUCAAGGAAGAUGGAACUCCAAAAAACUUUAACAAAGAGUUUGUUCUGUUGUUUGCGGUAUUUGAUGAAAGUAAAAGCUGGCAGGCAAUUCCAUCAACGAAAGAGAGGCCAGUAAUGUACACAAUUAAUGGCUAUGCAAAGGGUACUGGGCCAGAUUUCAAAGCCUGUGCUGACGACAAAAUCAAUUGGCAUCUAUUAGGCAUGAGCUCCAAACCUGAAAUCUUCUCGGUUCAUUUCUUUGGCCAAACCUUGAACGAGGAUCAUCACAGAGUUUCUGUCAUAAGCCUUGCUAGUUCUGCAUCCACUUCAGCCAACAUGACCGCCACUCAAAGUGGCAAACUGACAAUAUCAUCCCUUAAUAAAAACCACAUUGAAGCUGGGAUGCAGGCCUAUUUAGAUGUUGAAACAUGUACCAGUAAAGAUCACAGAAAACAAGUUUAUCAAACAAGAUUUAUUAAAAGCUGGGAUCACUUUAUAGCUGCAGUUGAAGUUGAUUGGGAUUAUGCCUAUCGUAGUUCAGACCCCUCUGCAAGCACAUCCUGCCACCAGACAUUUAAAAAAGUAGUCUAUCGGCUGUAUACAGAUAGCACUUUCAGAACUCCAACCGAACCUGAAAGGUCAAGAAGGGAACUUGGACUGAUUGGGCCUGUCAUCCGAGCUCAGGUUAAAGACACAAUUAUGGUUGUAUUUAAAAAUAUGGCUAGCCAGCCCCACAAUAUAUAUCCGCAUGGAGUGUCAUUACAGAGGUUCUUUAAGGGAUAUGUACCUGAUCUUAAGGGUGAAGAGAUACAAAAUAAUACAGUCAUGCCUGGAGAAACAGUCACCUACUACUGGACAGUUUUGGACAUUGAUGAGCCCACAAAAAAUGAUCCUCAAUGUUUGACAAGAAUAUAUCAUAGUACUGUUAACAUUGUGAAGGAUAUGGCAUCUGGGCUGCUUGGCACACUUCUAAUUUGCAAGUCAAUGUCACUAAAUACCAGAGGAUUACAGGAAAAAGCAGAUGAAGAGCAGAUUGCAAUGUUUGCAGUGUUUGAUGAGAAUAAAAGCUGGUACUAUGAAGUCAAUAAGCCAAAAGCCUGUAGCUGGAUGCAUACCAAAGACCCCAAAAAUCUCUACAAUUACUAUGUUAUCAACACUAUAAAUGGAAAUUCUCUUAAAGACGCAAUCCUGGGAUUCUGUUACAACCACGUGGUUCAAUGGCAUGUUUCAAGUGUGGGAAUCUGGGAUGAAACUCUUACAUUACAGUUUAGUGGACAUACCUUCAGAUACAGAAGAGGAGGUGGAGACUUAGUAACUCUCUUUCCAAUGACGAGUGAGAGCAUUAUCACAGAAAUGAAUAAUAUAGGUGUGUGGCUAUUCGGUAAUUUCAACUUAAACGAAAGCCCUGGAAUGAAUGUCAGAUUCAGAGAUGUAAAAUGUUUUGCUCCUGUAGACUAUGAUGAGUUUUUAGAUGAAGAAUUUACAUUUAACUAUCCAGAUGUCAGAACAGGCCCAGAUGACAACAAUGAAGAAAUAGAGAUUCUUACAGAAGAGGAUGACUACAGUGAAAUGAUGGCUGAAAAGCUAGGUAUUAGAUCUCGGAAGAAUAAUACAGGGGCCGUAGAAGAAACUUUUAAUCUUACUGCAUUAGCUAUAGAUGACAUAUAUGAGACCAGCAUUACAAAUGUAGGUGUUCUUAGUAACGCAAGCACAUCAGGUAGUUAUGACAUUCAUUCAUCUGAGUCUACUGAAGAUGAAUAUAAUAAGAAUGUCACAUUGGAGGGGGGUCAGGAUAUUCCCAGGGAGUCGGUUUCAGUCAAUGAAUAUGUUGUUCCCACAAGCCCUAGCAAUUCUACUGAAGGUUUUAAUCACAUGGACACAUUACAAAGUGCCACCCCUGAUCAAAGUGAAGAAAUAUUUAAUAGAACAGAAGAUGUCUAUAUACAUGAUCACAACAGCACAGAUGCUGACAAAGAAGAAAACAUUAUUCAAGCAGAAAAUGAUUUCUCAACGUAUUUUGAAGAGCCUACAAAUGGCACAGAAAAGGAAGACAUAGAAGCAAUGGAGAAAACAAACAGUUCAGAAGUCAUAAAAUCCAUUAAUGUUGCAAAAAGGGAUGUGGAAAAGGCAUCAAAUUAUAUGUUCUUCGACUUAAGGUAUAGGGAAAACAACUCAAAGCAAUGGGAAGAAACUGUUCCAGAUAACAUUGUUCAGUGGCCACAUGGAACAGAAGGGUUUAUGGAAAAGCAUGAAAUCAAUACUACACCUGGAGUACCAUCACAAACCAGUUCUGAUAGUUUACCCAUAGAUGAUAAUGGUGGCCAGCACCACCCACAAACUGUGGCAUCACCAACCUUUCAACCAAAGAGUCAUCCGGAGUUCACAAUCACCACGGCUACAGAUGAGAAAACCUCUACAUCUUUGGAAAGACUGGGUACAACGAAGAGUAGUAUUACUGAUUACUAUGACAGUGAAAUUAAGGAGAUGCUGGGCGAUCAGAUUUUUGAAGAUAUAAUGAAAAUCAUAAUGUUUGAGCCUCAAAGUAAUGAAACAGUCUUAGAAGAAGAUUCAGGACUGAUAGCCAUCGAAGAAAAACUAGAUGAUAUAAAUGAAUCGGGUAAUCAGUCAAAUCCAUCUUCAAAUGACAUUACAAAACAAAGCUCUCAAACUAAAGCUAUAAAAAAGCAAACAAUCAUUUAUGGGAAAAAAAUGGAAAAAUUCCAAUUUCAUACCAUUGCAAAUAAUUCCAGCAGGAUCAAAUAUGUCAAACGAGCAAAGAGAGUAGGUAAAGUAAAAGAAAAAAGAACUGCAAACAGCAGCUAUAAUAAAUUACAUAUGUCUAAUAGUACUCAAUUUGAAUAUGAAUCUUCAAACAUCUCCUCGAACAAUGAGAACAUUACUGCAGACAACAACAUAAUGUUAUCUCCCAGAGGAUUUAAUCCCAGAAGUGUUUUCAAAUUUGUGAAAGAAAUUGUGAUUGGAGUACCCAGAGGUGGUGAUGGUGAAUAUGAAGAGUAUGACACAGAUGCAGAGUUCAGCACUGACAUGGAGGAAAAACCUAAACUUAUGAUGGCAUUUGAAGAUCCUUACAAAAUACAGACAGUAGAUGAUGUUAACCGCUACACCAACCCAGACAGGAUCAUAGAGAAUUUUCUGCGGACCUCAAAAGGAAUGAAAAGAAUUUACUACAUUGCCGCUGAGGAAGUGCAGUGGGAUUACAUGGGACGGGCUAUAAGGUACAAUGUCAAUGAAAAACCAGCCAGUGAAUCUAGAGGACCUGUGUACAAGAAAGUUAUAUUUCGACAGUACCUUGAUAGCACGUUCAAAAAACCUGCUGUAGAUGGUGAAUAUGAAGAACAUCUUGGCAUACUUGGACCUGUAAUCAGAGCUGAAGUUGAAGAUGUCAUCCAGGUGACUUUUAAAAACUUAGCAACUCGCCCCUAUUCCAUUCAUGCCCAUGGAGUUUCUUAUGAAAAAUCAUCAGAAGGAUAUAGCUAUGCUGAUGAAACAGAAGACUGGCUUCAGGGAGAUGACAUUAUAAAACCUGGAAAAUCUUAUGUUUAUGUGUGGUAUGCCACAAAACAAUCAGGACCUGAGCCUGAAGCAUCAGCCUGCAGAACAUGGGCCUAUCAUUCUGGUGUUAACGUUGAAAAGGACAUUCAUUCAGGCUUAAUUGGCCCAUUGCUGAUUUGCAGAAAUGGAACUCUUGAUAAAGAAAACAACAGACCCCUGGAUGCCCGUGAAUUCAUAUUGUUGUUUAUGACUUUUGAAGAAGAAAAAAGCUGGUAUUUUGAUAAAACAAAGAAUACAUGUACAGGCAUAACAGAAAAGCCAGCGUAUGCAAAUAAAUGUCACACAUUUCAUGCCAUAAAUGGAAUUAUCUACAAUCUCCAAGGACUUCAAAUGUACCAGGAUGAAUUAGUGCGAUGGCAUUUGUUGAACAUGGGAAAUACAAAAGAUAUACAUGUGAUUAAUUUUCAUGGUCAGACUGUCACUGAAAGUAUAACAAAUGAACAUCGACUUGCAGUUUAUCCUCUAAUACCAGGUUCAUUUGCAACAGUUGAAAUGCGUCCUUCAAAACCUGGUCUUUGGCAACUUGAUACUGAAGUAGCAGAAUAUCAGCAAGCAGGAAUGCAAGCAAUAUUCAACAUUGCAGAUGCAGAUUGUAACUUUCCUCUUGGCCUGGCAAACGGACUGAUAUCUGAUGAUCAGAUCUCUGCAUCACAUUACAUAGAUUAUUGGGAGCCAAAAUUUGCCAGAUUGAACAAUGUAGGUUCCUACAAUGCUUGGAGUGCACAUAUGAAUAAAUCUUCACUGCCAUGGAUACAGGUGGAUUUACAAAAAACACAUUUAAUCUCUGGAAUAAAAACACAAGGCGCUAGUAAAUAUUUCAGCCAGUAUUACAUCACCGAGUUCUUUGUCUUGUACAGCAAAGAUAAGAGAAAGUGGACAGCUUUCAAAGGAAACAGCUCUACAUUACAUAAGAUAUUUAAAGGGAACAUUGACUCAUCUAAUAUAAAAGAAAAUCAGUUUGACCCCCCAAUUGCAGCACGAUACAUAAGAAUUUAUCCCACAAAGUACCAAAAUAAGCCAGCUCUUCGCAUGGAAUUGCUUGGGUGUGGAAUAAAUGGAUGUUCAACUCCCCUAGGUAUGGAGAAUUCUAGUAUAAAGGAUCAACAAAUAACAGCUUCCUCGCAUAAAUGGUCUUGGUACUCAUCACCAUGGUUACCGUCUCUGGCACGCCUCAAUAAAGCUGGGUCUGUUAAUGCUUGGCAAGCAAAGUCCAAUAACAACCAGCAGUGGCUACAGAUUGACUUUCUUACAGUGAAGAAAAUUACUGCUAUUACAACACAGGGAGCUAAACAGUUUGCUAGUGAAAUGUAUGUGCAGUCCUAUGGUAUUCACUACAGUGAUGAUGGAAGAACCUGGAAAUCCUACAUAGAUGAUUCCACCUCAAUGGAAAAGAUAUUCAGAGGAAACAGCAACAGUGCAGGAUAUGCCAAGAAUAAUUUCAAUCCUCCAAUAUUUUCACGAUUCCUAAAGAUUAUUCCAAAAAGUUGGAAUCAAGGCAUUGUCAUGAGAGUGGAGCUCUAUGGUUGUAAUAUUUAAAG